AUGUCCGCCCUCACUAAUAAGUUCCUCACCCUCAUCCCUGCCGCUCACCGCGUCCAUGUGACCUCUCCCAUCACCGUCGAGAAUGCCACCAGCGACGAAGCAGUAGUCCCUGUACUUCAAAAGACCCGACGAUCCAGCUCCAGCGCCUCUGCCGAAUCCAACUCGGCCGCUGAAGAACCUGCUCUGCCAACCGACAUUGUUGAAUCUCCUGUCGAGUCAGUCAAGCGCACACAAACCGAGCAAGUCGUCACCCACCAGUUUUUGAGGUUGGGUAACUAG
This is a messenger RNA of Fonsecaea pedrosoi CBS 271.37, 279 nucleotides long. RefSeq lists its product as uncharacterized. The transcript has a single exon. The record is from RefSeq and is a predicted model, not a curated record. NCBI's taxonomy places the organism in Eukaryota, Fungi, Ascomycota, Eurotiomycetes, Chaetothyriales, Herpotrichiellaceae. Bases 1 to 279 code for a protein of 92 amino acids.